This is a messenger RNA of Laccaria bicolor S238N-H82, 1278 nucleotides long. RefSeq lists its product as uncharacterized. The coding region runs from base 1 to 1278 and encodes 425 amino acids. The transcript is spliced from 8 exons. Gene Ontology annotation, molecular function: 2-(3-amino-3-carboxypropyl)histidine synthase activity. NCBI's taxonomy places the organism in Eukaryota, Fungi, Basidiomycota, Agaricomycetes, Agaricales, Hydnangiaceae. Gene Ontology annotation, biological process: protein histidyl modification to diphthamide. The record is from RefSeq and is a predicted model, not a curated record.
AUGACUGAGGAAUCGACAAAAAAGUCAAACGCUACCAAGCCCCGUAAACGCUUUGUCGGGAGCAAGUCCGCAAAGCCAUCUAAACCAGGCACCCACCCGAUCCUUGCUAACCAAAUUCCUCAAGAUAUCCUCCUCGACGACCAACUGAAUGCCGCGAUAAAGCAACUACCCUCCAACUACUCCUUUGAAAUCCAUAAAACCAUCCAUCAUGUUAGGAAGAACAACGCUUCAAUGGUCGCUCUGCAAAUGCCAGAGGGGUUACAGAUGUUUGCUUGCACCAUUGCGGAUAUCAUCGAGCGGUUCACUAACGCGUUGACUGUGAUCAUGGGCGACGUUACGUAUGGUGCAUGCUGCGUUGAUGAUUACACCGCCGUUGCUUUGGGCUGCGAUCUAUUGGUUCACUAUGGCCACAGCUGCUUGGUUCCUAUGGAUCAGACCUCCAUCAAGUCCCUUUACGUGUUUGUAGAAGUUGGCAUUGACUCUGCCCAUCUCGCACAAACGAUCCGCACAAACUUUCCCGACGACCAGAAGACAUUCCACGAGACUUUAUUGGAUUACGAGGAAACCAUCACACUCGUUUCAACCAUCCAGUUUGUAGCUGCUCUCCAACGUUUUCCAAAAUACUGGACGGGAAGAUACGACGCCACCAUCCCAAGAUCUAAACCUCUUUCACCAGGAGAAAUCCUGGGAUGCACGGCUCCACGACUAGACAACACCGAUGCGUUGAUCUACCUUGGGGAUGGCCGAUUUCAUUUGGAGUCAAUAAUGAUCGCAAAUCCAUCUGUCCCCGCUUUUCGUUAUGACCCCUACUCCAAGAAACUAACUCGUGAAAGAUACGAUCACCGGGAGAUGCAGUUGGUCAGAGACAGCGCUGAGGCUAUGCCCCCUCUCUGGGGUGUAAUUCUCGGAACCUUGGGCAGGCAAGGAAGUUUCAAGCAGCUUCAGGCAAUUAUGAAUCAACUCGAAGCUUCGGAUGUGCCGAUACCGUACAUACCGAUCCUCCUUUCAGAGCUGUCGCCAGCGAAGCUUGCUUUGUUCAAUCCCCAUAUAGCGACAUUCAUUCAAACAUCGUGUCCGCGUCUCUCCAUUGAUUGGGGAUAUGCAUUUGACCGACCGUUGUUGAGUCCUUACGAGACUGCCGUAGCAGUGGGUAAAACAGCGAGUUGGAUGGAUGCGCCUGAGCGGGGAAAGUCAAAAUCUGACGUUGGUGUUUACCCCAUGGAUUUCUACGAGGCUGGCAGCCCUUGGUCAGUGGCAAGGACGAAGGCCUCCUUUUAG